This is a messenger RNA of Durusdinium trenchii, 7614 nucleotides long. Lineage: Eukaryota; Dinophyceae; Suessiales; Symbiodiniaceae. The record is from the annotation of a GenBank genome assembly.
AUGGCACAGCAUGAGCCCAAUCCAGUUGAGCCUAGGAACGAGAUUCUUGAGGCCCUUCGACAGCUGUUGGAUGAACGCAAGCAGAAACGUUCACCUGGCAGUGACACCGCUUCUUGGAACAGCCGUCAAGGCCCAGAGAAGCAUGUGAAGUGGCGUGGCGGCGCUGCACCAGUUCCGCCACAGUGGAAGCCCCAGCAGAACGAUCUUCGUGCAUUCGCUCGUUGGGAACGCCGCAUCGAGAUUUGGCGUUUGCAGGUCUGUGCAUACAUGCCACCACAGGAUGCUGCAUUGAUGUUGUUGACAUCCCUCACGGGGGAAGCAGAGUUGGAGGUCGAACACCUCGACCUGAAGCGUGUUCAUGAUCGCAAUGGUGUGCAGUACAUUUUGGACACCCUCCGGGAGCCGUUGCAACAAAAGCAGUUGUUUCAGAAACGUACAUUGUUGGAUUCAUUUGAGAAGCUGUCCAGGUUUCCCAAUGAGAGCCUCCGGCAGUACAUCAACAGGUAUCGCCGAGUGGAGAAAGACCUUGAGGCGAUCGGCAUCUCGAGCUCCAACAUGUACGACAGCGAAAGCAAGGGCAACAGGCUCUUAGAGCGUGCCCGAUUGGCGCCAGAGCUCCAACGGUUGGUCAUGAUUGCAGCUGGCAAUAGCCUGGAGUACGAGCGGAUUCAAGAGGCACUCGCCCUACAGUUUCCGGACUUCAAACCGCCACCAGCUGUUUUCCAAAAGGAGCGUGAUCAUGUGACACGAACACCGUCGCAUGGCAAAGGUUCGUACAGUUCGAAUGCUUCGACAUCCGCCUCUUCAUCAUGGUCCUCAUCCAGUUCAAGGCCUUCAUCCAAAGGUUUUGGCAAGUCGCAAUAUCCCAAACGGGCAUUUGUUGCAGAACAGGUUGACGACCUUGGUGACAUUCCGGAACAACCGGAAGAUGAGCAGCUGGACAUUGAAGCAGAUGAUAAUGGUUUUUAUGAAGUUGAAGAAGAGUUCACAGAGGCUGUCGAUAACGACAUUGCAGAGGAAGCACCGGAAUCCGAGAUACAGGAUACAGUUGCACAGCUGGCAGAUGUUCUGACGGUGACCUCGAAGAAGUUGCAGAGCACCGUUUUGGGCAGAAAGUUCACUGGCCGACCUCGAACAAUCGAAGAGAGAAAACGAACUUCGACAUGCAGUGCUUGUGGCAAGUUAGGCCACUGGCAUGGAGACCCUAGCUGCCCGCAGAGCGGAUCGGCUUCACAAGGCCAUGACUCCAAAGGCCGUGGAAAGCACUCGGCUGAUGGCAAAGGAAAAGGUCAGCGCAGCAAUUCCAAUAGCAGUACACAGUAUGCAAAGCAGGCAUUUAUGGUGCGUUUCCCGGACAUCGAUGACCAAGAGAAGACCUCUGAGAACACCUCCUUCUUUAGCUAUACCACCUUCCUUUUGGACGACCACGUAUGUUCUACCUACAUGACUGAGCUGAUCGAUUUUUCGGGGACAAUGAUUUUGGACACAGCCUGCCAGAGAGCCUGUUGUGGACGUGUUUGGUUGGACCUCCACACCAAGAUCCUCGAUACCCAUCGACUAUCGGUCAAGCACAUUGAAACUGCCGACAUGUUCCAGUUCGGCUCAGGUGGACCAAAGCGCAGCACACAGAGGACCUACUUCCCGGCAUCCCUUGCAGGCCAGGAAGCUCAGGGACUUUUGUUGGGAGUGAACGUGUUGGAUGCAGAUGUCCCUUUCCUUGCAAGCAACACCAUGCUUCAGAAGUUGGGUUGCAUCAUUGACACGUCACAGAGUUUAGUUUCAUUUGCUGUGCUUGGUGUGACUUUGCCGCUUGAGUUUAAACAUGGGCAUUGGGCAGUGAACAUUUGUUGUUUUCCACCUCGUGUUCAUCAGCAUGCAUGUUGGAAAGAGUUGAGCAAGGAUUCAUUUUGGCUUGCACCGGAUCCGGAAGUCAUUUUGUCGGAAGCCUUUUUGGAGCGAGAUCGGACUCGCGCUCAAUUCGAUCCUCCUGUCGUGAUGAUGAUCGAGUUCAGAGCCUUGGCAGCGAUGUCCCGGCUUGUGAGGUUUGGUUUGAGACCACGCCAAUGGAUGACGGCGUGGGAACUGGAAGAGACCAAGAAGGAUCAGUUGAAGGACGUGGCACAGUCCUCGAAGACGACUCCAGCACAUCCCAUGUCGACUUGCACACACCCGGAGUUCAGAAGGUAUGGCAAUCGGAGCGGAAGCUACGCUCAGUGCAAGCGAUGCCUGGCAAAGUUCCAAUGGAACCCAGACGAUCAAGGAUGGCUUCAGCUGGGUGGUCAGUCCUCUUCGCGAUCUACACCCUUGCCGCUUCCUUCUUCGGACAACAUUCUCUGUCCGGUGACCGGCUUGGACGCGAUUCAGUACAAGCAGACAGCUUUGGCGAAAGCUGGACCCAAGCCCAAGGCCAAGAGAUCUCCGACCUCAUCGAGCACCUCACGACCGACCAAGGGCCAUGGCAAGAGCAAGGGCAAAGUGCCCAUCAUCCACCUUCCAGAGCAGGACGACCAAUCGGCAUGGACUCCCGAGGAGUGGGAGACCCAUUGGGAAGAGAUUCGAACAACCUACCAGCCGCACGACAUCAUGAUGCCAGAUUCGGACCAUCCGGAUCAGUUCCCAGACGACCUCGAAGAUGGAGACCAUUGGGAGGUCAAGCAGGGCAUGUGCAUCCGGCACCACUUGGUUCCAAGAUGCAGCUACUUCGACCUACAACACUGCGAAUGCCCUGUACCCCUUCGUCGGUUGAACCCACAAUGCACGGCAGAGAUGGAGUUUCUAGACGGCUCCUAUGGCACCUUCACCUAUGAAUGGCAGUGCUCGCAAGCUCCUGUGCGAUCUCAGUGGACAGGUCGCACCAUUUUCUUUAUCCACAACCAGUUCAACCAAGACAAGAACAGCCUGGCACCUUUGAAGAGCAGGCGCAAGCUUCUUGAUGGAGUCCGCAGAGCACUGCGAGUCUAUGAGAUUGAGUACACCGCCAUGAAUGAGUUGGCAGAGAAGCGGCCCGUGUCUCAGGUUGACAUCUUCGAAAUCCUGAACACCAACUAUGAACUGCUCGAGACCUUCGCAGGGCAGGCAAACAUCACACGCAGGGCCAAGAGCUUUGGUUUGAAAGCCAUUGAGCCGGUGGAUUACAACACUGGCUUUGAUUUGAGUCAGGUCACUGACCAAGAGCGUGUGAGUUCCAUGAUCGACCGCUUCAAGCCCCUCAUCCUCAUUCAAGGGGUGGACUGUAGAGAUUGGACCCUCCUCCAGGACAAUGUGAACUACCUACAUCGACAAAUUCAAUUGCAGAGACGGCGAAGAAAGGCCAGGAAGAUCCUCAGGCAAGUUGCUGAUUGGUGCAUUCAGCAAUCCAAGCACGGCCGUUACUGGCUCAUUGAGAAUCCAUUGACCAGCCGUCUGUGGCAAGAACCUUCUGUACAACAACUUCGUGACCUACCUGGCACCGAAGAGGCAAUCUGCCAUGCAGGCGCUUAUGGCGCCACCAACUCCAGAGGAGAACCGAUUCGCAAAGCACACCGCUUCCUUGGAAACUGCCCACCAGUUCUUCGUCGACUUCAACGACGGUUGACCGCUGAGGAGCAGAAACAAUGUGUUUCCCUGGAAGGUCGUGAUACGACCCUGAGUGCAGUGUAUCCUCCUGAUAUGGUCAAGGCCAUACUGCUUGGAGUCCGUGAGUUGGCCCAACAAGAUGAUCGGCAUCGUUUCCAGCAACUUGGCCAUAGACAGGUUCCUUUUCAAGUCAGAGUGGUCCACUUCACGAAUGCAGUUGCGAGUUGGCUGCCAGCUUUCGAGAUGGCUGACGACACCUUCCACAAGGUCAGCAACCGGAACUUCCUGGUUCCUCACUCACAUCCACUUUGGAACAAAGUGAGCGAGUUGGUCGGUUGGCCACGAAUGGAACGCAUUCAGCUGACGGUGCAACCUGUCAUCCAUCGACUACCAGUCCAUGUGCCGUACACUCAUCGCGGCUGGGCAUUGCGAUUUUCAGAUGGCACCUAUGACAUCAGCUAUGAAGACUUGAGUGAUGUCCACCAUCCUCGUGGCCGCUUUCCAAAGCCAGUCCAAGUGGGAAUCUUUUUCUAUGGAUAUGGUGAUCCUGAAGAAGACGACAUCGAAGCACCAGCAUCCAUGGGUGAUGCUGAACCAGCACCGCCUGACCAGCGACCUCAUGAAGUCCAACCGCAACCUUAUGAAGUACAACCGUUGACAGAAGAUGACCCAAGAAGACAAAUCCAGCUAUCACCACCGCACGGCAUACACUUCAAGCCCGGCACCAAGAUCUCACAAGAGAUGAAGCACAUGCUUUCAAGAGUGCACCGCAACAUGGGACACCCCAGUGCCGGCGAGUUGAAGAACAUGCUGUCUAUGUCGGGCGCUCGUGACCCGGCUUUGUUUGCCGCCAUCGAUGGCAUGACCUGCGACACUUGCGAGAGGACUCGCAUGCCACCUCGACCUCCUCUAGCACAUCCACCUCGCGAUGGCUUUCAGCAGUUUGGAGAUUCAUUGCAGAUCGACAUUGUCUACUGUCGUGACACCGGCGGAGCAAACUACCCCAUCCUUGGGGUGAUCUGUGAAACCACACACCUUCACACUGCCACAGUCUUGGAGAGCCGAGCACCAGAAGAGACCUUCCGCAAGUUCAUGCUUUGUUGGGGCAGACCUUAUGGACUACCUCUCACAAUCCGCACCGACCCAGAUGGGGCCUUCAGAGGCCGAGACACAGGACAGUUCGAGGCAGAGCUCUCAGCCUUGGGCGUCUACAUCGACUAUUGUCCACCAGAGGCUCAUCACCGCCUCGGACUCAUCGAACGACACAACAGCACCAUGCGCUACAUCAUGGAGAAGUUGGUGAACCAGAACGGAGUCACUGGCCCUGAUGGCAUGGAGAGAACUUGCGGUGCCGCAACCUAUGCCAAGAACUCUUGCACUUGGAGUUCAGGACGGCCGCCUUUCGUUGCCGCCCUUGGGCGCAUGCCCAGAGUUGGACUGGACUUGCUGUCCAACCCCCGUGGUUUGAUCAUGGGCAGCACUCAAUCAGAAGUCCAACGACACUCGGACUAUCUCCGCAUUGAAGCACAACAACACCUUGCUGCCAUGACAGUUGAUGCUUCUUUGAGACGAGCUCUUCUGAGGAGAACACCACCUCAGGCAGAGUUGGAAGCACCGGUUGGCUCCAUUGUGGCAUACUGGCGAUGGAUCGCUCGUUCUGGGCGGAAGCGUGGCGGGUACAGACUCGCUCGACUUUUGGGACGAGAUCCCGACCAGAAGUCCUUCUGGAUCCAAUCCGGAACAAACACCAUCAAGGUGGCUCAACACCAGAUCCGAGCAGCUCAUGGCUAUGAGCAGUGGAUCCCAGAUGCCGCCGACAUACAAGCACUUCGACAAGCAUCAGCAAACCUUCAGCAAGGCAUCCUACAGGAUGAAGAGAUUGCACAAGCACCACCAGAUACCGAACAGCAGAUCACGGAAGAUCCCUACAUGAACAUCGAAGCCGAGCCAGACACACCAAUGCUCCUGCCCACGCUUACACAGCAGCAUCCGGCAGCAGCAGACACAGAAGCACGACGACAUGAGCAGGUUCAGACCGAACCUCAGGCAUUACACAUACCAGUACAAGAACCGGCAGUGGAGCAACACCUCCACAUGAACAUCAGCUCACCGAGCUACAAGCAGACGAACAUAUACCAACAGCAGACCUUUGGCUUUGGACCAGAAGAGGCAUCCAGAGCACCAGUGCGCACACCCGUGCGACAACCGUACAGAGCACGUGACACUUCACAAGUCAUCGACCUGACACCCGAUGACGAAACAGCAGAGGCAAAAGCACUUGCACGGAUGAUUCCCAGAACACCUGAGGAGUUGUCUGGACAAACGACACCGACACUUGCGGAACUUGAGCAUCGGCACACACCGGCAAAGCGAAGCAUAGCAGAAACAUCACCAGAGGCACUCUUGGAGAGCAGCUCCAAGGGACAAGCAACAGGCAGUGCACCACACACAGUGGCAUUGACACACAACCACCUGAUUUACAACACAGCAGAUGGCAUCCACACGCAAGAGGAUGGCUUCGACGGCACGGAGACCAUCAAGAUGCCACACAAUGCACACACCUGCCUGAAUGCUUACCGGCGCUCACCUGACUACGCCGGCAACGGCGACAGUGAAGAGUCAGAAGACGGUGGUCCUGACCUUCGUGGCCUCAAGCCAUCCGGCAGCCCACCGCUGUCAAGGAUUGAGCAGAAAGCCCUGGACAAGGAACUUCCUUGGCAAUUCAUCAUGCAGCAAUCCGAAGAGUACAUCCAGGCCUUCGUGAAGUCAGCUCAAGAUGAAGAAGCUUCCUGGAACCAGUGGGAAAGCGUGAGGCCAUUGUCAGAGAAGGAGGCUGAGCAUGUGUACUCCACGCCACACCUUCGAAAAAGGAUUCUCAAAAGCCGCUCAGCUUUUCGAGACAAGAACAAGCACAUACCGCCCUUGAAGGCGAAGACUCGUGUCGUGGCCAUCGGAUGCCUCGACCCGGACAUCUUCAGUUUGAAUCGUGAAUGUGCUACCCCCACUCGUCAAGCCGAGUUUGUUUUGCUGGCCUUUUUCAUUUGUGGCAAGAACAAGAUGCUCUUGACACAAGAGAGCACGUGGACGUUGUGGAGUGGUGAUGUGAAGACGGCAUUUCUCCAGGGACAACAAGAAGGCCGUGCAGCGCCGCUGUACCUGGCACCUCCUCGUGAUCCAAUCACGGUUCGAGCGCGAACAUUUGCUGCCCCUUUGUAUGAAGUCCGUGGCAACAUCUACGGAUUGGCAAAUGCUCCAAGGGUUUGGUCAUUGGAAGUCACCAAGCGACUUUUGAAGGCUGGAUACGUACGCCACACACUGGACCAUCAGCUCUUUUACUACUUCCAGAAGCCUCCAGGUGGUUCAGAGGAAGUGUUGAUGAGCGUCCUUAUGGUGUACGUGGACGACUUCCUCCUCGCCCAUGAUGACAGGUAUGACCGUGAGCAUGUUUUGAGUCUUUUUACCUGGGGCUCCAAGACUGAGCUCACAACAGAAGAGAGCAUUUGUUUCAAGGGCAAGCAAAUUCACUUGAAGUUCGAUCGCCAGAAGAAUGUGUACUUUUUGAGUCUGGUGCAGACAGCUUUCAUCGAGAGCAUGCGUGGCCCUCAGACGAAGAUCCCGAAGAGCAAGUUCGACCAGGAACUGGCCACUGAGGACCUCUCUGAGAUGCGCUCAGUCGCUGGAAGUUUGCAGUGGGUCUCAGGCCAAACAAGGCCGGACGUUGCCGCCACUGUUUCUUUGAGCUCCCGUGGUCAGAAGACCAAGUACAGUGACUUGGCGGCCAUGUUUGAAGCUGUCGCUCACCUCCAGAGUACAAAGCAUUUAGGCUUGAACUUGUUCCCAGUGGUUUUGAAUGAGACCACCCACUUGCUGACCCUUUCGGAUUCGAGCUGGGCAAACGCCGAAUCCUUUGCUUCGCAGCACGGCUGCCUGACUUUGUUGGCAGAGCCAUCGAUCGUCGAGAGAACCGGGACUGCACUCCUCCUCGACUUUAAGUCGUCCCGGAGUCCUCGCAUCUGCCGUAGCACUUUGGCAGCCGAGGCAUCGGCAGCUGACAUGUCU